Molecule: messenger RNA, 600 nt
Organism: Racocetra persica
Lineage: Eukaryota; Fungi; Glomeromycota; Glomeromycetes; Diversisporales; Gigasporaceae
Source: the annotation of a GenBank genome assembly
GGGACGGGUAUUAUAACGACUUUCCCUCCAUCUGAGCAAAUAAAUUAUUUUAAAGGCGAUCUAGAUUAUGAGAAUGUGUAUAAAGUCUUAUUGAGAUCACUUGAGAAAAAUACUUUGUUUAUUAUGUCAACUGAAGAAGCGCGUGCCCUCGUUGAUCAAGCUAUUAAGCUUCAGAAAGAAUAUGCCGCGAUCAAGAUAGCAGUUUAUAAUGCUUUAAGAUUACAACCAAAUGCGUCUGUUGAUGAUAUGCUUAAUGAGGUGCCAAUACUGUGUAUUCAAUAUUUUCACAAUAAUUUUGAUGAACAAGUAGUAAAGGAUAUAAUUGAACUGGUAAAAACAAUUUAUGGAAACUUUCCUGGAGUAAAAUUAAGUGUGAAUCAAAGAAAAUUUCUUUCUUUAUUUUUCGAAAGACUCGAUAAUGAUAAAGUUUGGGAUGUUGUAAGGAAAACUGAAGGGCUGGAGUUUGUACAAUACCCACUUGAAAAGAUAAUCGAGUCACUAGCUUUACUAAACACGCGUUGUAAAUCAACAAAUGGUUUCAAACAUAAGACUAAUGGUAACAAAAAAACUAGACCAAGUCAAGAAAUUAGAUUAAACAUU